CAUAAAACCGCGCCUUUAAUGUACAGAAUGCUCGACAUUGCGAAAUCUCUGCAAUUUGAAACCCUAUACAUCCCUUUUCUUAUUUAAGACCAACCAUUUCAGGAAACUACAAAACAGUAAACCGCCUGUGAUUGAAUUCAUUUUCCCAAUUUUCACAAAGCGCAUCAUCCUGUUAUUGAGAUAAUAAGCAAAGGCAACCAUGAAGUCAUUCGAAUACUCGUGUGCGGUUGUCAGCAUUAUUUUUCCCAUCUUCGCUACAUUGAGUGUGAUAGCGAGGUUUUGUACCCGAGGAAAACUGAAGAAUGGUCGAGGUUUAGACGACUGGCUCAUUCUGCCCAGUCUGCUUUUCUAUUAUGCGUAUGCUGCAGAUGUUUUGAUUGGUACUUUCCUUCCUUUGUCUAAUAUUGAGCUUCCUCAGUAACAGUAUCUUAGGUAUCUUUGUUUACGCCGGCCUUGAAACGUUUCCAGACUUGCAAACCCAGUUUGACAGUCUUCAAGUCUAUCUCAAGGUAAAUAUUGCCGUCAAUAUCACGAGUUCCUGCUGACUUCCGUAGACAUUAUAUCUCCUACCGCCCUCCUACGGCAUUGCAAUGUCACUAGCCAAAUUCUCAAUCAUUGCUUUCUACCGUCGUGUUUUCAAUGUUGGAUCCUUCCCUCGAAUAUCCGCAUUUGUCGGCUUGGUAUGUGUAGCGUGAUUCAUAACCGGGGUGGUCGGAGGCCUUCUUUAUUGUAUUCCUAUGCGCAAGUUCUGGAAUCCGAGCGUUGAAGGCCACUGUUACAACUUCAAUACAUUAUUCCUUGCGUACUCGAUUGGCAGUCUUUUCCUGGACGUUGCGAUCCUCGCUCUUCCAACCAAAAUGGUUUUUGGAUUGCAUUUGCCGAUGAAUUAAAAGGUGGCGCUUGGUGGAAUAUUCCUUUUGGGCGGGUUGUAAGUAUUGUUCCAAGGAACCAUACGUGUAAUGAUGCUAAAUGAAAUAGUGUUAUCGUGACAGAAAUCAUUCGUAUUUCAGUUACCUACAAGCCAGGCCGAGCAUUGAGUAAGGUUUUCCGUUCCAAGUUUGGUAUACCUGCUUACUUGAACAUAGUUUCGUUUACUGGAGGUUCACUUUGGACGUCUGUUCAGAUAGGUGUAGGGAUUAUCUGUCCUUGUCUUCCAACAUACCCUGCUUUUUGGGUCCCAAUUAAAAAGCUGUUGAAUUCCAUCCAGAACAUUUACACAACCUUCCGUCAGAGCAGUUCCGCAUCUCGCGAGGCAACAAAAAAGUCGAAUACUCCGGAAUGUGGCAAUGGGAUACCGGGAACCAACUCCUAUUACAAACGAAUGGACAAUUCUAAUGGAGAUCAUAUCCAUUUAACAGAGGUUACGAGCCCGGACUUCGGAACCAACAGCCACCCAAAAGACGGGCGUGUUUCUCAUGGAAUCAAUGUUAAAAGAGAUGUCUACGUAGUCUAAGAUUCUGGAAUUCUGGAAAUGUGGGAUGGGGAACGAAUAAUUUAAGAUUACAUUAUCAGAAAUAAAAUUCUCCCUUUUGCAAAAAUGACUUAAAACUUUUAUCAACGUGGCUAAGAAAGUCGUUGUUAUACCUCCUUUGUGUCAGGUGUAGAGUAAUCCGUGCCCCCACGUUCUGCCGGCCACCCUAUAAAGCAUCAUAAUUUCUUGUCAUCUUUACAAUAGAGAACUCAUUCAAUUCUACUCUUCCACAGCCCACACUUUAUAAAUUUGAUUUAUCAUCAUGGAUUUGGGAAUCGAAGGAUGAUAUCGGAAACCUUCUGGUCGUGAUACGCGAGUCUGUCCGCGAAGCUUCUCAAACAACCACCAUCUCGCAGCAGCAAAUAGGGUCUCUUAAAAGUCCGGCCUCCAAGGGAAAGAUAUGGGUAGCCAAAUCUUCCUUGCUUCCGUCACCAGAAGAUCAAGCCCGUCAGUCAUUGUUGGGGGUGAUCGAUAAGUUCAACGAGCAGAAUGUGCCCUACUUUCGACCAUUGAGUACAAAAAUAGAUCUUGAGUGGGUUGGGUUCCGGAAAGGUGUUGUAAAAGAUACACCGGAGCCAAAGAUUUCAGAGAAGGAGAAGUAUCGUGGCCUGUUGGAGGAUUCUCCCGGCCCAGGUGUCGUGAUGAUUCUCUAUGGCGGUGCAUUCUAGUUGGUCACCCUAUCAGACCUAAGCCCACGAAUGUGUAGCUAAUAGAUUGGAAGUAUGAAUACUCAAGCGAGCUACAGAAAAAUCGCAGCACAGCUUUCUGAGACAACCGGACUACCAUGUGUGACUGUUCACCAGCGCCUAUCGCCACAAAAUUCAUUUCCCACGGCUCUCCUCGAUGUAUUCAAUGGCUAUAUGGCGUUGCUCUCACCCCCUCCGGGGUCUCCUCAUGACCGUAUUACUUGCAUGUGUCCACCUUUUCAGCCUUGCUUUUCCUUCUUGCCUAAUGUGGUUACCGGUGAUAUGUCUGCAUGUCCGUUUCCAAACAUUACCCCUGGAAGUAAUCCUUCAAUGUCUUCCCCGCAGUCAGCGCGCAUGGCAUAUUGA
This is a messenger RNA of Hymenoscyphus albidus, 2523 nucleotides long. The record is from the annotation of a GenBank genome assembly. Lineage: Eukaryota; Fungi; Ascomycota; Leotiomycetes; Helotiales; Helotiaceae.